Racocetra persica is the source of this 1070-nucleotide messenger RNA. NCBI's taxonomy places the organism in Eukaryota, Fungi, Glomeromycota, Glomeromycetes, Diversisporales, Gigasporaceae. The record is from the annotation of a GenBank genome assembly.
UUAAUGAGGAAAAUAGUGAUAAUAAGAACGAACAGUCGGACAAUAAUGAAAUAAUUGACAACACUUGUCAAUUACAACAAAUAAACGGAAAAAAGAAAAAACCAAACCAACUUAAUGGUACUCCUGCUACUACAGAAGACGGAAAUUUACUCGUUUCAAGAAGCUUGUCUUAUAGUAAUGGUGAUCGAAAUAAUGAUUUUGUUUCUGAGAGUUCUCGGAUUCCAAUAUCUAAAAGAGUUAUGAUCCGAAAAACUUCGAAAAAUAUUGAGUUAGGUGGUAAUCGUAAACUUAGCAUUCCCUUAAAAUCAAGACAAGUAAAACUUUACAGAAAUCUUUCAAGUAAAAGCAAAUUAUUUGCUACUACUUUUCGUCGCGUGCCGGAUAGUUCCAGUGGCUCCGUUCCCUCAAGCGACUCCGAACUGGAAAGUCACUAUAUGAAUGGAAAUAGCGCUAUUCAAUUUUAUAAAUAUCCGCUUCGAUCUCGAUCCGGCAGAUUGUCGAUUUCUAGGCGAUUGGAAUGUGCAGCCGUAAGCAAACGAAAGGUUUCUCUACGUUCGUCUGAUGCUCGAAUCUCUGAAGAUAUAGAUUCUCGAAAAAAAAUACGUUUUGAUGAAGAUUCUUAUAGUAGCGAAGAAGAAAUUUUGUGUUCAGGCCAAGUUUUUACUUGCAGUCCAAUUACCCCAAUCAUUACUCAUGCUCAAAAAAGCGAUGCUCAAAAAAGCGAUGCUAAUAUCGACAAUUUACAAGUAUCACCAAUACCAAAACCGAUAAAUGGAAAAAAUGUUGAUAAGCAGGUUUCAAAUUCUAUUCCACAAAACACUAUCAGCUCUCCUACUAACGUUAACGUUAACAUGAAUGGUUCUCAAGAACUUGCGCAAAAACCUUCAAACGAUUCAAAUUUGGGAACUACCACCGCUAAUGAUGCCAGUUCAUCUUCAAAAAGGCAAACCGAUCAUCAUUAUUCUAUUCAGAAUAGUAAAACAAGUAUUGCAACAUCAACUAAUCAGUGUGUAAAUAUAAAUGUAAAUACGCAAUCUUCUGAAUCAUUACAAUUAAUUGCUCCUAAACCA